Molecule: messenger RNA, 1720 nt
Organism: Nicrophorus vespilloides
Lineage: Eukaryota; Metazoa; Arthropoda; Insecta; Coleoptera; Silphidae
Gene: xit
Product: probable dolichyl pyrophosphate Glc1Man9GlcNAc2 alpha-1,3-glucosyltransferase
Exons: 7
Coding region: 179-1648 (489 amino acids)
Biological process (GO): protein N-linked glycosylation
Cellular component (GO): endoplasmic reticulum membrane
Molecular function (GO): dolichyl pyrophosphate Glc1Man9GlcNAc2 alpha-1,3-glucosyltransferase activity
Source: RefSeq, a predicted model, not a curated record
UAAAAUCAUUUUUUUAUUAUAUUUGUAGCUAAUUUCAGAGAAUGUCAGCUAUUAUCAUCAACUGACAGUGACAGAAUGGACAGAAUCUGAUCACUGUUGAUCACUAUAUAACAUAUUGACAACAUUAUGAUCUGUUAGUGCCUACUGUGAUGUUAAUUUUUAAAUAAAUUGUAACAAAAUGAUAUGGACUUUCUCUUUACUUAUAUCAUGCAUAAAGCUACUACUUUUACCAGCCUAUCGAUCUACAGACUUUGAGGUGCACAGAAAUUGGCUAGCAAUAACACAUAGCUUACCAUUGAGCCAAUGGUACUUUGAGGAUACUUCAGAAUGGACACUGGAUUAUCCCCCACUCUUUGCUUGGUUUGAAUACAUACUCUCACAAAUUGCACAAUUCUUUGAUCAUCGAAUGCUCAACUUGGACAACUUCAAUCAUGCUUCUUUUGAGACUAUCCUUUUCCAGAAACUCUCAGUCAUUGUCACUGAUUUCAUCUACAUUUAUGGGACUUAUGAAUGUUCUAAAGCUUUACCAAAAGGGAAGAGAUCAGAAAUAAUACUUCCUAUUCUACUGAUUGGAAAUGUAGGUCUACUAAUGGUAGAUCAUAUACACUUUCAGUACAAUGGAUUUCUGUAUGGGGUAUUCCUCAUAUCCAUUUCUCACAUAAUACAGGGGAGAAUUCUGCAUGGUGCAUUCUGGUUUUCAAUUUUACUUAAUUUGAAGCAUAUCUACUUAUAUGUGGCUCCUGCCUUUUUUAUAUAUUUGCUGAGAAUUUGCUUUGAUACAAAGAGUAUUAGAAACUUCCUUCGACUGGCUUUUAUAGUGAUCACAACGUUCAUAGUUGCGUAUUUACCGUUCAUAGAUCACAUGGAUCAGAUUUUACGUCGACUGUUUCCGUUCCAAAGAGGGCUGUGCCAUGCCUACUGGGCCCCGAACUUUUGGGCCCUCUACACAGGCGUAGAUAAGUUUGUGAUAGUAAUUGCUGCGCGUUUGGGUAUCAGGCAUAUCAGUACUGCAGCUACGAUGACCGGAGGAUUGGUGCAAGAGUCCGCACAUGUAAUCUUACCUAAUAUAACACCUAAGUUGACCUUUGCUCUCAUCUUAAUCACGAUGAUACCAGCAUUGGUGAAGCUGUGGUCUUCGGGAGCCAAACCUAGUCAGUUUCUCAGAUGUAUAGUUCUAUGCGCAUUGACUUCGUUCAUGUUCGGCUGGCACGUUCACGAGAAGGCUAUCUUGAUGGUCAUCAUUCCUUUGAGCAUUCUAGCGGUAAUGGAGCCGGCGGAUGCCAAUGUUUUCUUAAUUCUCUCCACGGUGGGACACUACUCGUUAUUCCCGCUGCUAUUCCCUGACAAUCUUAUGCUGGUUAAGUUGUUGUUCUUGUUGAUUUACUGCUGCUACGCCUUCUACAGCCUAAACAGUAUAUAUCCGUUCCAAUUCUGCAAGUUUUCCAUUCCACUGCUCAGCAAUUCAGAAAGCACCUACGUCCUCGGUCUCGCUCCUCUUUUCCUCUACACCGAAGUCCUCUUCAGGUUCACAGCUGUCAGUAUAACUCUGCCUUUCCUCCCGCUUAUGAUGACAUCCAUAUACUGCGCACUGGGUGUCUCCUAUUGCUGGUUCAAGUACUACACGUACUUCAUGCGAUGCAAGACCUAAUUCCAAAAACGCUAGUGUAAUUUUUGUAAUAUUUAUUAUAUACAUUUACAAUGAAUAAAUUUUAUAUCUCAA